GUAUCACGAAUCACCCCCACCACUUUUGUCACCAUAGUGUUACAGUCGCACUACAAACACAGAGGAGGGAGAGAGAGAAAAGGAGAAGAAGAAGAAGAUGCCGAGAAGCAGUUUCUCAGGGGCGCUUACAGGGCCGCAGGUCGACGUGAUCAUCGACUUGGGAAACCCCUUGCUCAACCACACCGUCGAUGGCUUCUUGAAGAUCGGAACAGUUGCUGCUACCAGAGCUGUUGCAGAGGAUGCUUUCUCUGCGGCCAAGAAAGAUGCCGAUCAUAUUGAGCUGCGGUCUGAUGAUGAUGGGGGCAUUUCGACUAAAGACUUUGAGCACACUUUGAAGAAGAUGUGUAAAGAAGGUGCAUAUUGGGGAACUGUAGCUGGACUGUACGUGGGAGCAGAGUAUGGUAUCGAGAGGGUCCGUGGACGCAGAGACUGGAAGAAUGCCAUGCUCGGGGGUGCAUUGACAGGGGCUCUAGUAUCUGCAGCCAGCAAAGAGAACAAGGAUAAAGUUCUGGUGGAUGCAAUUACAGGAGGUGCCCAUUGCGACCGCUGCGGAAUUCAUCAACUAUCUCGCCUGAACAAGGACGUAAUAUUCUACCCGAUCUCUCUGUAGAUCCUGGAGAACUAUGAGUAAGUUUCUCGUGUCAUCUUCCUCAUGAAUUCGUAGAGCAUUGCAUAAAGAACGUUCAAGGGUUCAUCUAAACUACUGAAGGUUGAUACAAUGAAUUAUGAAUCUUCUGAUUUUAUCA
This is a messenger RNA of Malus domestica (apple), 746 nucleotides long. RefSeq names its product outer envelope pore protein 16, chloroplastic-like. Gene Ontology annotation, biological process: protein import into chloroplast stroma. Gene Ontology annotation, molecular function: amino acid transmembrane transporter activity. Lineage: Eukaryota; Viridiplantae; Streptophyta; Magnoliopsida; Rosales; Rosaceae. Gene Ontology annotation, cellular component: chloroplast outer membrane. The record is from RefSeq and is a predicted model, not a curated record.